GGUUUUGAUCACCCGGGAGAGCGAAAUAAAAAUGGGUGAUGUUGAGAAAGGCAAGAAGAUUUUUGUUCAGAAGUGUGCCCACUGCCACACUGUGGAAAAGGGAGGCAAGCAUAAGACUGGACCAAAUCUCCAUGGUCUGUUUGGGAGGAAGACUGGUCAGGCCGCUGGAUUCUCGUACACAGAUGCCAACAAGAACAAAGGCAUCACCUGGGGAGAGGACACCCUGAUGGAGUAUUUGGAGAAUCCCAAAAAGUACAUCCCUGGAAUGAAAAUGAUCUUCGCUGGAAUUAAGAAGAAGGGAGAAAGGGCAGACCUAACAGCUUACCUUAAAAAGGCUACUAAUGAGUAAUUCUACUGCCUUAAUUAUUACAAAACAGAUGUCUCAUGGCUUUUAAUGUGUACCAUAAUUUAAUUCAUACAUCAAAAUUCAGAUCAUGAAUGGCUAACAAUGUUUUUGUUGGGACGGUCCUUAUUUAAGUAAAACUGACUUGUAGUAAAGUGGAUAUGAUCUUUUUUAAAAAUAAUAAUUCCAGUCACAUUCUA
This is a messenger RNA of Onychomys torridus (southern grasshopper mouse), 543 nucleotides long. RefSeq names its product cytochrome c, somatic. The record is from RefSeq and is a predicted model, not a curated record. Lineage: Eukaryota; Metazoa; Chordata; Mammalia; Rodentia; Cricetidae. Bases 32 to 349 code for a protein of 105 amino acids. Gene Ontology annotation, molecular function: electron transfer activity; heme binding. The transcript is spliced from 3 exons. Gene Ontology annotation, cellular component: mitochondrial intermembrane space. Gene Ontology annotation, biological process: mitochondrial electron transport, cytochrome c to oxygen; mitochondrial electron transport, ubiquinol to cytochrome c.